Messenger RNA from Plasmodium reichenowi, 10797 nucleotides. RefSeq names its product cyclic nucleotide-binding protein, putative. The coding region runs from base 1 to 10797 and encodes 3598 amino acids. The record is from RefSeq and is a predicted model, not a curated record. The transcript has 2 exons. NCBI's taxonomy places the organism in Eukaryota, Apicomplexa, Aconoidasida, Haemosporida, Plasmodiidae.
AUGGAGGACCUUGAAUCAAAAGCUAUAGAAAAUAUUCAUGAGAAUUUAAAGAAAUGUAUAGGUAGGAAAAUACCCAAAAAUACAAAUGAAAAUGAAGAAGAAAGCUCAAAAGAUAUGCUCUUUAUAUACAAUUCCUUAAAAGAAUAUAUAGAACAAUUAAAACAUACGAACAAUUUUAUACAACAAGAAAAUGAUUAUUUGAGAAAAAAAAAUGAAGAGUUAUUAAAAGAAUUCAAUGAAAAAAAUUUAAUAAAUAGAAAUUCUAAUAAAAGUCAAAAAUAUGGUACAUAUAUUAAUGAAAUCAAUCAAUUAAAUAAUGAAAAUGAAUUUAUUAAAUAUAAGUUUCAAAAUAUGUUAAGAAAAAACAUUUCUUUAGAAAGAUCAAAUGUUGAAUUAAAUAAUCAGCUACUAAAUAAAGACAACAUAAGUCAAUAUUUGAAAUCUCAAAGUGCAAUACAUAAUAAUAAAUAUAUUAAAGAUAUAAGAAAAAGACAAAUGAAAUCGAACAAUUCUUUGGAGAAUAUAAAAGGAUAUAAUAACGCUAUAAAAAUGGAUACUAAUACUACUACUAAUGAUAAUAUUAAUAAUAAUAAUAAUAUUAAUAAUAAUAAUAUUAAUAAUAAUAAUAUUAAUAAUAAUAAUAAUAUUAUUAAUAAUAAUAUUAAUAAUAAUAGUACAGAUGAAAAUAUAAGAGAUAGCAUAAAAUUAAGUGAAAAUAUAGAGGGUAUUAAUAACAAAAUAACAUAUGAAAAUAUACAUACUUAUGAAAAUAAUAAUGAAUGUCAAAAUAUACAUAUAAAACAUAACAAUGUUACAAAUAUACAAUCAUUCAAUUUUAAUGAAAAAAUUAAAAGUAUUUGCACAUGCUCUAUGUUAUUACAUGAUAUACUAAAUAUCUUAAAUCAAAAUAUAAAAUAUGAUGAACCAGGUAUAUUUCAAAAAUCACUAAAAAACAUAAAAAUAGAAAAAGAUGAAUUAAUUAUGCAAAAUGAAUUAUUAAAAGAAAAGAUAUUACAAAUAGAAACUUUUAUUUUAAGGGAUCCAUUUUUAGUUGAAAAAUUAUGUCCUACUCAUGAAAAUAUAAAUAGCAAUUUUUUACUAAAAGACAAAAAUAAAUUAUAUCAAAAUAAUAAAAACAUUUCACUUUAUCGUAAUUUAUGUUAUUUAGAAAAUAAAAACUUUAAUUUAAGAAAAGAAUUAUUUCAUUAUAAACAAAAAAUAUUAUUUUAUAAAACCUAUGUAAAUGACAUGAGGGAUAAAUUAAAACAUAACAUAAUUCAAUUAUAUAAUCAAUAUCACCAAAACAAAAAUGAAAAUAAUGAAAUUAUGACUUCGGUAGAUGAAACGUUUAAUUCGAACAAUCAACAAGUUAAUACAUAUAAUCAAUACAAUAAUAAACAUAUUUCUUAUUCAAAAAAAAAUAUAUGUGAUAAUAAUACAAAGAAUAAUUCCUUAAACCCAAAUUUUCAUUUUAUCAAAAAUCAGACAUCAUUCUUUGGGUUGAACAAUUCAGAUUUUAAUAAUAUAUUAAAAAAGAAUAAUUCAAAAAUUGAUCAUAAUGAAAAAAUUAUUAUGCAAACAUCGACCAAACUUAAUGAAUUAAAUGUGGAAAAAAAAAAUAUAGAAGAAGUUAAGGAUAAGUAUUUGGAUCCACUAGAAAAAGACAUCCCUUUGGUAGAUUUAAAUAUCCAUAAUAAAAAUGACAUGUAUUAUUUCGAAAUAAAAGAUUUAAUACAUAAAAGAAAGAUCGAACUUGAUAAAAAAUUAAAAGGAGAUAUAAAUGUAAAUAUUAAUACAUCACAUCAUAAUAUUAAUUCUGGUUGUAAUUAUGUAAAAGAGAGAGAGGAGGAUAAUUCAAAAAAUAAUUCAACCUUAUCUGGAGUUAUAAAAAAUAAUAUUUUAGAAAAUACAGACAAUUUAACAUAUAUAAAUAAGAGUAAUAAUUCUAAGUCAGAACAUAUUAAUAAUUACAAUUAUUAUAUUAAUAAAAAUAUUAUGUAUACUUAUAUAAAAUAUAAAUAUAUGUAUGAUUUUUAUGUUCAGAAUAAAAAUAUUCUUAAGAAAGAAAUGAACAAGGAAGAAUUUAAUGAAUUUGUUAAAAAAUAUUUCCUAUUAUAUAAAAAAAAUAAUAAAACAAAUCAACAUUUUAAUAAUACGUCUAAUGAUAUAUUGAAACAUUAUAAUCAACCAAUUCCUUGUGUAAAUAGAAGAAAUGAACAUUCAAAAAAUUUAGAUGAAGACAAAAAUAUAAACCAAAAGGAAACAAACGAUGAGGACACAAAGCAUGAUAAUAUAAAUAUGAAUGUUGAAGACUAUCAUGAUAUAACCUUAGGAGAUUCUCAUCAAAAUUUUAUUUAUAAUAUUGAAGAGGAAAAGAUAAAACAGGAUACACCACAGGAGACAUGUAAAAAGGAAGAUAAUAUAAAUGAUUAUUUUAAUGAAACAAAAAAUAAAUAUCAAGAUAAUAUAAAAUGUACAAGUUUAAAAGAAAAUGGAAAGGAUGUGCAUAAAAUACAAGAAAAUAUGAUGAAUAAAAAAAAACGUAAACAAAAGGAAAAAAAAAAGAUAAAAGAGAAAGAAAAGGAGAAAGAAAAGGAGAAAGAAAGAGAAAAAGAAAAGGAGAAAGAAAAAGAAAAAGAAAAGGAGAAAGAAAAAGAGAAAGAGAAAGAAAAAGAAAAAGAAAAAGAAAUAUAUAUAAACAAAAAAAUAUACAAUUCAUUUGAUAUAACGAAGGAUACAUACAAGAAUACCGAAAAUUCCAAAAAAAAUGAUGAAGAAAAUAUAAGUAAAACUAAAAAUGAAUAUGAACAAUACAAUAAUAAUGAAAAUAAUAAAAAUAACGAAGAAAGGAAUCAUAAUAAAAAACACGAUAAUUUUGAAAGAUUUUAUGGAGUUGAGGAAUAUCCAAGAAGACAUGAUUCGUCUUUAGAAGUAUUAAAAAAAAAUAUUAAAGAUCUUUUAAAAAAGAAAAACAAAGAUGAAAAAUAUGCAUUUCAAGAUGACAAAAAAGAUAUAAAUGUAUCGGAGGGUAAAAAGGAUGGCAAUAUGCAAGAACAAAAGGUACUUUCAAAUAAAAAUAAAUAUAAUAAUAAUAAUAAUAAUAAUAAAAUAGAAGAUAACAAAGAAAAAGUUGAUGAUAAAUUAUUAAAAGAAGAAAAUAAUAUAAAACAAAACUCUAAUAUCAACAAAAAUGCUUUUGAAAAUGAACAAGUCAAAGAUUCUUUUAAUAUUAUAGAAAAUGUGAGGAAAUAUGAAGAAUAUAUAGAUGAUAAUAAUGAUAGAAUUAAUACACACACGUUAGAUGAAAAAAAUGUAGUUUCGAUUGAAGAGGAUAAUAAUGGAAAGCAAAUAAUGAAACAGGAAUCUAGGGAAUUGAAUGAUAAUGAAAAAAGAGAAGAUAAUAAAGUGAAUAAGAAUCUUAUAAAUAACGAUAAUAUAAAUAAUUAUUCUAUUGAGGAGAAUAAAACAAAUCAUAAUGAUCAUAAUGAUGAUAAUUGCAUUAAUUCAUUUAAAAGUUAUAUACAUAAUUAUAAUAGUAAAAAUGAAAAAAUAUCCACUGACAAAUCAAUUAUUAUAAAUAAUAACGAUGAAGAAAAAUAUAUAGAAGAUAAAAUAAAUUUUCGAAAUACGAAUUUUUUUAUGAAAUCAGGAAGCGAAUAUUCUGAACAAGAUUUUUUCAAUAAUAACAAAUAUUCUAAAGUGAAUAUUGAAACAUUUAAAGAAAUUAUUUAUUAUUAUGAUAUUAAUGUAUACCAAUUUUAUAUGAAUUUAAUUUUAUAUAGUAAAAUUGAUUUAAUAAAAAUGUAUAAGAAUAAGAUUUUUAGCGUACAAAUAAACUCGGCUGAUAUAUUACAAUAUGCUUUAAAUACUUACAUGAAUUGUAAUAAUAAUAAUUCUGUUAUAGAAGAGGAAUUUAUUAAUAAAAAAAAGAAUGCGAAUAUAAAAAAAUUAAAUGAAAAAGAAUAUAAAACAGUUAUUGAAUAUAUAUGUAAUAAUAGUAAUAAUACAUGUCUCAAAACAAUAUAUCAUAAAAUUAAUUUUAUAACAAGUGAAAGUUAUGAAGAAUUUAAAAAUCGUUUCGUUGAGUGUGGUGGGGUUGUUAAUUUAAUUAAUUUAUUUUAUGAUGAAGAUUUAAAUAAUUUUGAUAAAAUAUUUGAAGUAUCCUUUGUAAAUUUUUGUGAUAUUAUAGGUAUAUCAAGAGAUUCAUGUUCUUAUCAUUUUAAUUGUAUGGAUAAAAAAUUUAAAGCAAAAGGAUAUAUUUUUUUAAGAAAUAUACUACGUUAUUUAAAUGUAGAAGAAGAAAUGAAAGAAGAGUAUCAUAAAUAUAACUUUAUAUCUAUGCAUCUAAAAAAUUUAAUGUAUAUAUAUAUUACAGAAAAUUUUCACAAUUUAAAUGAAUUUUUUAAUGCCGUCAUAAAACAAAAUAAGUUAUAUAUAAGUCUGAAUGAAUUUAUAUAUUUCUUUUCUGCAAAUGAAAAAAUGACAAAGUAUAAUUUUGCACAAGAAGAUGUGGUAAAUUUAUAUUAUUCUAUAAUCUUCUAUGUAUAUUAUACAAAUAAAAAUAAAAUUUUACAAACAGUAAAUUAUUUUCAUAAAGGAAAAAAUUACGAAGGUGCAUACAUAAAAAAUAAGUCACAUAAUAAUGAUGAAUAUGUAGGUGGACAAAAAGACAAUGGUAUUAUUAAUUUGUAUAUGAAAAAUCAGAAUAAUAAGAAUAAUAAUAAAAGCAUCAAUGAUAAUAACAUUCAUGAUAAUAAAAGCAUCAAUAAUAAUAACAUUCAUGAUAAUAAAAGCAUCAAUAAUAAUAACAUUCAUGAUAAUAAAAGCAUCAACAAUAAUAAUAUUCAUGAUAAUAAAAGCAUCAGUAAUAAUAAUAUUCAUGAUAAUAACAUAUCCAUUAUGCAAGAUGAUGAAUAUUGUUUUGUAGAGUAUGAUUUGUCGUUAUGCAAAGAAUUUUUCACAUUAGAAGAUUUCGAUUUUGCUAUUGAAGUAAAAGACUUAUACUUUUAUUUUGAAGGUUCGGAAUGUCCCCUUUCUAAAAUUAAAAGAAGAAUAAUAGAAAUAUAUGGGUCUGUAAAAAAAGGGAUAUUUAUUAAUGAUCAAGUAUGUAAUAGUUCUGAUGAUUCCAUAAAUUCAGACAGUGAUAUUAAUGAAAAAGAUAUAGAAGAAAAUACUUAUGAAAUAUUUAAAAAAAACAAAUAUAAACAUAUUGACAAAAUUACUUUAUAUGAAAAAAAAAUUAAAAAUACAUUAGAAAAUGAUAACUCUAAUGAUAUCAAAAUCAAUAAAAUUAGUAAGAAAACCUUUAUGUGCUUAAUGUAUAAUAUAGGUAUACAAAUAGAUUACUGUCUAACUUUAUGGGGAAAUUUCGAACCUUUUUUAGAAGAUCAUUUAUUAGAUUAUAAAAUGUUCUCUGCUUUUUUAAAUGGAAAAAUAAAAUGUUCUAAUCAUGAAAAUGAAGAAAAUAUUCAAAAUAUUAAAAACAAAAUAAAUGAUAUUGAAGAAGAUAAAGAAAUAUCACAUAGACCUAAUCAUAAUAAUAGAUUAAAAGGUACGAUAUGUUCUAAUCUUUUUAUGAAUAUAGAAGAAAUGAACAAUGGGGAUUUAUUAACUGCUGAUGAAAUAGAAGUUACCUGUCAAAUUUUAAAUAACAUAUCGCCUUUCUAUUACUUAGAUAAAAAUGAAAGAAAAAUGUUUAUUAAACAAUUAAAGAAAAAAUGUUAUAAAAAAAAUUAUGAUUUAAACUUAUUAAAAGAUCAUGAUAAUACAAAUAAAAAUAAACAAAAUACAUCAAAUGAUAAAAAUGAUUAUUUUAAAAAUGAAAUAAUUAUUCUAAUUAAUGGUAUAUUAAGAAAUAAUAAAGAUGGGAAAUGUUUUAUUAACAGUGUUAAUGUUAUAUAUAAAUAUGAUAUAUAUAAUUACAUUGCCCAUACCAAUAUAGCUAUAAUAAAUAUUGAUAAUUCUAUAUAUACACCCGAAUUUAUGAAUUUAAUAGAUAAAAAAAGAAAUAUUUCAGAAGAAUUUAUGAGUAUUGUUAACAAAAUACCUAUAUUAAAAAAUUUCCCUAACAUGAAAAAAAUUAGUCUAUCUAUGAAUGUCAAAAAAUGUAUGUUUGAAAAAAACAAAAUAGUUAUAAGAAAGCAUGAUGAUCCGCUACAAUUUUUUAUAUUAAAAGAAGGUAAAAUAAAUAUUUUUUAUCAUACAUCUAAAACAAAAAAUAAUCCUAUUAAUACCAUAAAUGAAUAUCAAUUCUUUGGUGAAGUAUCUUUAAUAUUUAAUACUUUAAGAACUUGUGAUGCUAUAGUAGAAUCAAAUACAGCUUGUUGCUAUUAUUUUUCAAAAGAAUAUUUCCUAUCUCUCUUAAAUAAAGAUAUAGUUACAGAAUUUGUUGAGUAUAUACGUAAAACAUAUAGAAAGGGUAUAGAGAGCAUUAUAUCAAAUUAUGUAAAUAAUAAUGAACACAUCGAACAAAUCAACAAAUAUAGAAAAGUACAAAAUUCAAAGAAAAAUAAAAUAAACAAAAAUAAUAAUAAUAAUAAUAAUGAUGAUGAUGAUGAUGGUAACAAUACUAUUACUUGUGAUGAAGAUCAAACAGAUGAAUUCCAAAAUUUGUCAUCUGAGGAAAAAAAGAAAAGUUCUAUUAUAUAUCAUAAAGAAAAUAAAAAUGAACAAGAUGUAAAAAAAUGUAGUUCUUCUCCCUUAUCCAUAACAAACAGUUUUAAUAAUAUCAAAAAAAAAAACAAAAAUUAUAUAUCUAAUUCUUUUAAUAAAAAAAAUUAUUAUACUAACGACUUUUCAAAUAAAACUUUAAAUAAUAAAUUGUCUAAUAUAUCCAAUAAUUUAUCAACGGAUUAUAUAUCUCUAGACAUUGAAUACAUUGAUAAAAAUAAUAUACAAUCUUUUUAUAGUGAUUUAGACAAAUUAUUAUUAAAUAUUUUUAAUGCUGAACAAAAAUAUUUCACGGAAGAAAUUGAAACCAACUUAAGGAAAAUCAAAUCUUUCAAAAAGAUAUUAAAACAAAUGAAAGACAAGGAAACAUUUUUAAAAAAUAUCAAAUAUGAAAAAUGUCCUAAGGGGAAAUAUAUAAUAUUAGAAGGAGAUUAUUGUGAAUAUUUUUAUUUUAUAAAACAAGGACAAAUUUCUAUACAAAAAUUUAAUCAACAUAAAAAUAUGUAUGAUGAAUUUGUUACAUAUAAUGUAAAUCAGUAUUUUGGACAUCAGCUAAUAUUAAAAAAUAUUAAAGCUUUUUUCAUUGCAGUGGCAAUAACGGAUACUGAACUAUAUACAUUAGAAGCAUCUCUUUUUGUAGAAUUUCUUUCUCCUUUUAUUGAUAUUCUUAAUAUAAUUAAUGAUAUAAAUCAGAUAGAUGUAUUAAGUGAAAAUGUAAAAAAUGAUUUCCAAAAAAAGAAACAAGAUAAAAAUUAUAUAUUAAAAGUAUUAAAAUUUUUAAAAAAAGUUAAUAUUAUACAAAAAUUAGAUAAUGAUACACUUUAUAAUGCUUCUAAAAAUUUUACACUUCAAUUUUUUAAAAAAGGUCAAGCAAUUAUAAAAUAUCAAGACAAGCCAGAUUUUUUUUAUAUUAUUAAGAAAGGGAUUGUUACCGUAAAGAUAGAUUUUAAAGAAGAUACAAAUGAAUGUGGGACAAAUCAAAAAGGUGUAGAGGAAAAAAUAAAUUCAGAAGAAAAUAUUUUAAAAGAUAAAAGAAACAAAACGAAAUCAUUCUAUUUAUAUAAAUAUGAUUACUUUGGAGAAUUAUCUAUCAUCAAUGAACAAUUAAGAACAACUAGAUGUGAAGCUCAUACAAAUUGCUUCUUACUAGCAAUUGACAAAAUUUCUUUUAUUAAAAAUUUUUCUAUUUUAUUUAAUGAUUUAUUACAAGAAGCUGAUAUAAAAUAUACUAGAAGCUAUUCACUACCACCCUGGUUAAAAUCUAUGUAUGGAAAUAAUUUUAAUACAAAUAUGAAUUCCCUAUCUAUAAAAAUACCUGACUCGGCAAGCUCAUUCAGUAGCAUUUCUGAAGAUAGUAGCGAUGUUUUUAGUUUUGAAAAGGAGAUAAAUGAGAAACUAAAAGAAGAAAAAAACAAAAAGGAAAAAAACAAAAAUAAAAAUAAAAACAAAAACCAAAACCAAAACCAAAACCAAAAUCGAUAUGAUUAUCAAACAAGGAAUGAUGAACACAAAGAUAUAACAGGGAGAAAUAUUAAACAUAUAAACGAACAAAAGGAAAAAAGUUCUAAUGAUAUCCAAAUUUAUGAUACAAACAAUUUUAAUAAUUCAAAAAGUAUUUUUAGUGAAUAUAGUAUGUACAGUAUAGAUAAUGAAAAAGAAAUGAAAAAAAUUAAGGAGGAAAAGGAGCAAAAAAUUAAUGAAAUUAAGAUGAAGGAAUUGAAAGUUAUUGAAAAGAUAAAAUUGAAAGAAGAGAAAAAGAUAAAAUCAAUUAUGAAAAGGAAGGUAGACGAGAUUAAUAUGAAGAGUAAUAGUAAUAUUAUUAAUUCUGAAGAGGCGUAUGAUAAUCAAGGUGAUACAAAAAAUGAUGUUAUCAAGGAUAAGCCGGAUACAGCAACAAAUACAUUUGCUACUACUACAUAUAAUAAUAAUAAUAAUAAUAAUAGUAAUUAUAGUAAUAAUAGUAAUAAUAGUUAUAUUAUUUCAAGUUAUCCGAACCAGGCGGAAAAAAUUGAAGUAGAAAAAAAGAAAAAAAAAAAUUCUCAUGAAGAAUGGUUAAAUAAAAAUAAUCAUAAUGUGACAAAAGAAAAUAAAGAAGUUGAUAUAUAUAAAGAUAACAAUAAAGAUUCAAAUAGUAAUAUAAUAAAAAGUGAAUACAUAAAUACAGACAAUGAAGAAAACGUAGAAAAUAAAAAAGAAGAAAAUGAUAAAUAUGUUAUUGAUUUUCCUAAGAAAUCUUCAAGCAUCUUAAAAAAAAAAAUUAGUAACUCUAAUUCAUCUGAACUUGAUAUAAACAAACUGUUGGAAACAUUAAUUAUGUUCAUUAAUUCUGAAUAUAAUUCUAUAUAUCAUUUUUAUAAAGGUAUAGAUAAAUUUAACACUGGAUAUGUAAAAUAUAAUGAUUUCUUAGAUUACAUGAUUUCUUUAAAUAUAGAAGAUUUAUUUGGAUCUCUAGAAAAUUUAGAAAGUGUGUUUAAACAUUUAUGUAAUGAAAAGAAUAUAUUGACAUUAAUCGAUUUAUAUAAAAAUAUUUAUAAGGAUGAAGAAAUAGAUAAAUAUGAAUUAAAUUUAAGAUUAACAGAAGUUUACGGUAGUAGUAUCUUAGCUUUUAAAAAUAUCGUAUUUUUAAAUGUUGAAGAUGCUUUAUGUAAUUAUAUUAACUUUGAAAUUGUAUGUGAGAAAGUUGGAUUAAGUAAUGCAAAUAUAAAAACUAUAUGGGAUGAAAUUAAUAUAAUGAAUGAAGAAUAUAUUCCUUUGGAAAUUGUUCUUAGUAUAAUGAAUGGUGAAUUAUUUAUUGAAGAAGCAUAUAAUGCAUAUAAUUUAAAGAAAUCUCUUUUAAAUCAAGUGGUUAAUUUUUUUCAAGGAAACGAGAAUCUUACUAAAAUGAAUACUGAUAUGAUGGAAACAAAUUUUGAAGUAAUAUAUGAAGAACCUAUAAUACUAAAUAAAGGUCAUCAUAAAAUAUUUACAAAUGAAUGUACACAUAUAGUUAAAUUAUUAGAAAGUAAUGUAUAUUUUAAAUUUCUAACACUAGAACAAAGAUCUUUUUUCACUACAUUAAUGGAUAGAAAAAUUAUGAAAUAUGGUGAUGUUCUAAUUAAACAAAAUGAUGAUGAAGCACCAAUUAUAUGUAUUUAUGAUGGUAAAGCCAAUUUAAUAACAUAUAAUUUAUUUGGUAUAGAAGCUCCAAUAGGGUCUGUUCAAAAUAAUGAAGUAUAUGGAUGUGAUCAAGCUAUUAAUGAAAUUCCAUCAAAUUAUGAAGUAAAAAUAAGUUCAGAUAUGGCAACUGUAUGGAUAUUAGAACGAACUGUAUAUAAAGAAAAUAUAAAACCUAUGUUAGAAGAAAGACAAAAAAAUUGUACUCAUAUUUUACCAGUUCUUAAAAAUGUUCCUAUAUUAAGAUAUCUAUCUGAAGAAGAACUUGUUCAAAUAUCAUAUGCAAUGAAAUUAGAAUUGUACAAUCCUAAUCAUACUAUUAUAAAAGCAAAUACAUACGAUGAUAAAUUUUAUAUUAUAUGUAAAGGAUUAGUUACUGUUGAAAAAAAUACAGAAAGUAAUAAAGAUAAAAUAGUUUUAUCUAAUUUAAAAAAAGCUGAUUAUUUUGGUGAAUUGGCUCUUAUCAAAAAUAUUAAAAGAACAGCUAAUGUUAUCUUAGAUACAGAAGCUAUUUUAUUGUCUCUUAGUGAUUCAGAAUUUAAGAGACUUCUUCAUUUACAUUUUGAUAAAUUUCUAAAUAGAGCCAAAGCAAAUUAUAAAAGAGUACAAAUGAAAAAAAAAACAAGCAUACAUUCUGAAAUGGUUAAUCUUAACAGUAACACCAAUAUUCAUUCACUUGGCUCAUAUAGAUCAAAAAAUAAAAUAGUUACCAUACAGGAUAAUGAUGAUGACAAUAAACAUAAAUAUGAUAAUACUAUGCCCAAGUUACCUAAGGGUAACAUAAGUUUCUCUCCUGAAGAAAAAGACCAUAAUAAUGAAAAGGAUGAUGGACCAAAAGUACACCAAGAUAGUAAUAAGAAAAAAAAAGAUAAAGAAAAAUAUAGAAAAAAUAAGGAUAAUGAUAAGGAAAAAGAUAAAAAUAAAAAAAAGAAUAAAAAAAUUAAAAAUAAAAAGAAAGAGAAAGAGAAAACAUGA